GUUGGUCGAUCAUAGUGCCGCCACUUUAACGCCCAUUUUCCGAGUUUCAUUCAUUUUCUUUCUCUGUGUUUUGCUCCCUCUCCUCUCCCAAAAAUGGCGUCCAUUCCAAUCCAAAUCCUCCACUUCCACCAUGUCUCUGCAACUGAAACUCCCAAAACCCUAGCCUUCAAGUCCCCCAAAUCCGCCAUUUCUCCAUCCCUAUUACCUCACCCUCUCCUCAGAACCCACCAAACCAAAUGGCAAGCGAAGCCCAAAAACUCAACCCUAACUGGCUAUGGCAUUCGCAUGAUGUCGUCCUCCACCACCACCCCAGCCACCGACCGCCUCAUCUCCGCCGUCGCCUACUCCCUCCCCUUCUUCAAUUCCCUCCAGUACGGCCGCUACCUCUUCCUCCAGUACCCCAAAUUGGGCCUCCUCUUCGACCCCCUCCUCCCGAUCAUUUCCCUCUACAGGUCCAUCCCUUACUCCAGCUUCGUCGCCUUCUUCGCCCUUUACCUCGGCGUCGUCAGAAACCCUAGCUUCAGCCGCUACGUCAGGUUCAAUUCCAUGCAGGCCGUCACUCUCGACGUCCUCCUCGUCCUCCCGCUCCUCGUCCAGCGGAUUUUCAGCCCCGGCCGGUCUGGAUUGGGAUUCCGGAUCAUGGUUUGGGUUCACAGCGCUCUGUUCGUCUUCAGCGUUUUGUGCUUCGUUUAUGGUUCGGCUUCUUCCGUUUUGGGUCGGACUCCUUAUUUGCCUUUUGUUGCUGAUGCUGCUGGCAGGCAGAUUUAGAGAGUUUCGGUGCAUUUUUUGUGAGGAAUGGAUUGUGAAAGCUUGGGUAUGAAGAUGGUCAAAGAGGCACACUAAGGGCUAGUUCAUGGAUUCUGCAGCAAAGAUAUCCUUGUUUAGUUUGCUAGUUAGCUCAAAUCAGCUUGAGGGUUUUCUUUUGUUUUUUUGUUUUUUGUUUUUUUUGCCAAAAGAAUAUGUUGAAGAAUCUAGUACAGAGGUCCUAUAUUGUACAUAUAGUUCAGCCUGAUACUAAUUACUUCCAACUUUACGAGCCAAAGGAAAACACUUUUGUAAACAUGGGAUGAAAAAGAAAAGCCUAUGAAGAUUGGGGUUUACAUAACGUUAGGCAGGAAUUUGUGUCGAGACAAGGUUAUUGAUUAGGCAAACUUGUAACUAAAUUUUGUGGCCCUUUUGCUGUUACUCCCUUGUAUUCUUAUCGAUAUUCCCUCGAAUCCUUUUUCACCCAAAAAUACAAUAAAAAACUUGGCUCCGAGGUAUUAAAGUUUG
Morus notabilis is the source of this 1272-nucleotide messenger RNA. Its product is annotated as protein TIC 20-II, chloroplastic. The record is from RefSeq and is a predicted model, not a curated record. The coding region runs from base 94 to 768 and encodes 224 amino acids. The transcript has 2 exons. NCBI's taxonomy places the organism in Eukaryota, Viridiplantae, Streptophyta, Magnoliopsida, Rosales, Moraceae.